GUAAUGGUGGUCUACCUGAUUCCAUACCCCUUCUGUUCACUUCUAGAUGUAUAACUUCACUAAUUUUGCCAUGACGCUGAAUGAGCUGGAGCCUGGCACGGAAGGAGUGCUGGCACCAACAGACUGCCGCCUGCGGCCUGACAUCAGAGCCAUGGAGAACGGCAACAUGGAUGAAGCCAGCAGAGAAAAGGAGAGACUGGAAGAGAAGCAGAGAGCAGCUCGUAAAGAACUGGCCAAAGAUGGUGAAGAGUGGUCGACUAGGUGGUUUCAGUUAGGCACAAAUCCAUAUACAGGAGCACAGGACUGGCUGUACACUGGCGGCUACUUUGAUAGGAAAUACACAGACUGUUCUGAUAUCUACUGAUGAGGAGGUGCAAGUUCAAAGAGGUUUUGUCACCACCCCCCCCCCCCCUCUCUCUCUCUCCGUCUACAACAACCCUCUACACGAUGCACCAUCAACAGCGAUAGCGCUUAUGCUCACAUUAAACUGAGCUGCCUCCAUCUUCAGCGAUUGUGUUUUUGUUCUUUGGAAGCGUCUUCUCUCACUUCCCAUCAACCCUGUAGGUUUUAUCAAUGGAAAGCAUCGAAACAGCAGUAGGAGAACCAAUUUGCCUUUUUCUGCCUUUGAACGUACAAACCCCUCAUCAGAGAUCCACUUUGUUUGCCGUUAGCAAUGCUGGAGCUCAAUAUAGAUGUAGUUAUAUCACCAAUAAAAUGUGACUCUGAAGUGCUUUGGCCGUUUUCCAUGUACAGUAGGUGUUUAACAUAUGAAAACUAAUUCCAGAUGUUUUGAGUUUGGCAAGCACUGAGCCACCUCUGAUCCAGCUGUAUGUAGAGCAUUAAAUGAACUAACAGCAGUAAUAAUGUUUAGAGAAUGAUGAUGAAUGUUAAUAAUGAACUUUGGGUUUGUGAAGGUGUGUGUGUGU
Molecule: messenger RNA, 926 nt
Organism: Sinocyclocheilus grahami
Lineage: Eukaryota; Metazoa; Chordata; Actinopteri; Cypriniformes; Cyprinidae
Product: oxysterol-binding protein-related protein 2-like
Exons: 3
Coding region: 47-364 (105 amino acids)
Cellular component (GO): cytosol; perinuclear endoplasmic reticulum; plasma membrane
Molecular function (GO): cholesterol binding
Source: RefSeq, a predicted model, not a curated record